Molecule: messenger RNA, 3122 nt
Organism: Didymodactylos carnosus
Lineage: Eukaryota; Metazoa; Rotifera; Eurotatoria; Philodinida; Philodinidae
Source: the annotation of a GenBank genome assembly
AUGAUAUUAGCUGAAGACGUAUGUCGUAAACGUGAUUAUUAUUCGUUGAAAAUAUUGAAAAACGAUGACAUAUUAGAACGUGAUGAAGUUGAAAGUUUAAUGUCGGAAAAACGUUUUUAUAAAUCUGGAAAUUUAUAUGAUCUUGAUUUAAUGAAUCAUUAUGACAGUAAUGCAUUAUUCUGGAAUAAUUCUUCAAGUAAAAUUCGUAAGGCUCUUUGGAAGUGGAAAAACAAUAACUAAUAUUUUCAAAGAAAUAACUGACAUUUUACUCAAGAAUGCUUUUCAUUUAUCUCGUUUCGCCUCGAUCUAUGUCUUUAUACGUUUAGAAAUCAAUUCCGUGUGAUUGCAAGGUUGAGUCAAUUCCAAGAUUUUCAGUUAUCUCGGAAAAGUUCUGUCAGAUAGGAAACAAAUAUUACUGACAACAAAUUGGUAACAUAUUUGAACUAUCUCGCCAAUAUCAGUUGAUAAUUAAGCAUUUUAAAAAAAAGACCAACUUUCUUGACACGACAGUUAUGUAAACGUAUUUCUUUUUGCUGAUGAUCCUAUAUAUUGUACGAUCGAAGAAAGGUAGACAGACCUCCGUCAAUACGUACUGAACGCAUAAAAAUGAAAAAAGCCUAGCCAACACAAACUAUACGUAAUAUCCAAAUGAUUAUAUUCACCGGUUAUAAUCAUAAUUUUUUUUUCCCGUGACAUUUUCAUCACUACUUUUUGCCUACUGUUUAUGUUUUCUAUGUUUAUUUAUUAAUGUUGUUUUAAUGUUUAUUUAUAGUUGGAUAUAAAUAAACAAUCAUAUAUAAUGCAAGUAACCUUGUUUAAAAGAUUAACAAUCAGCCGUUUUGAAACUAAGAUUUUAGUUGUUUUCUAUUUUCUCUGUAAAUAUGCCAGCAUUACUAUACCGAAGAUAUGCCGUGUGAACCAAAUGUGAAAAUAUAAUCAUAGAUACUAUGAAUGGUUUAGAGCAAUUAUGUAGAGCCUUAAAACAUUCAGCGGUCCAGAUUAUGAAUGAUCGGAACUAGUUUUCUCAAUGAUCAUCAAAAACGAUACCUAUAACUCUAAAAAAACAGGUGCUCAAUACGUUUUUUGUUUUAACGUAUACAAGACUGAUAGUUUCAACUACGUUGUUGAUUAGUAUUAUAGCCAGAAUCUUCUCAUCUAUUUGAGCAAUUAAAAAUACGAUUCAAUAACAUUUCCAUCCUAUUUAACUAUUAGUCCCUAAGUAAUUGCUAAUCCUAUUAGAUAGUUUUGAUGCUUCUCGUAUCACAUGUAUAUCUGAGAUCUAAUAGAAAAUCUUCCAAAUUCUUGAGUGAUCAAAUAUUAUACUUUGCUAUGAAACGUUGAUAUCUUACCUUAUGCUGAUCUCAUACAAAUUCAUUGUUUGCAUACACUAAGAAGCUUUUUAACUGAAAAAUGAAAUAUUGUAGCGGUACCUUAUUUGUUUUAUUCUUUUCAUAAGUAAAUAUUUCGGAUUAUGCUUAAAAUUUAUCAUACAUACCUUUGAUGUAGGAUUGAGUAAAUAUCUAUUUGUGGAUCAGAUUCUUCACUAGCAUCAUAAUUUUGACUAGCAUAAACAUCUCGUCUAUCUCGAUCUAACAUAUAAAUCCUUCCUCAUUUUCGAAUACAUUUUGUGUUUUCCUCUCGUUCUUACCAUGUGUAGUGAUAAACACAUAUCUUUAUCUGAUAUCUCUUCUAACCUUUUCAGAAAACUUUCUUUUAGCACAACAAUAACUGUUCUCAGUAAAUUACAUGUUUUCAGGUCAAUUCAUUUAUCACACUGAGUUCAAACAAAAGCAGUGAUCAGUAGAUUUGAAAUAAAAUAAAAUUGGACUGCAUUAAAUUAACAGUUUUAUAUUAUAAAUCACUUAUAUAAUAAAAAGACUUCACCGAAAAAGGGAAUGACGCCAGAUCCAAAUUCAAAGUUUGGAACAAAACAAAUGUUCUUUAAGUUCAAAGGCCAAUAGAAAAUUACUUUAUGAUUCUUGUCUCCACUGAGAAUCAAAAACACAAUGAAACAAAACAACUACAACAAAUAAAAUGAUACCAUAUUGAGCAUCUAAUGAAGACAAAAAAAAAUGAAUGAGUAUAGUCUAUAGAAAUAUGUACGAGUUAUACAAAGAAAAGUAGAAUUUAUUAAACAAGAAAAACUAACAAUAAUAUGUAUAGACUAGAAAGCUUUUCAUUAAUUUGUUGGUGAUAAUGUAAGUGUAAAAAAGAAAUAAGCCAAUAAUAAUUUCAUUUUGUACAAUUAAAACAACAUUUACUUUAAAAAUAUACUCUAUUGUGCAUUCACAAUGAAAAGUAUAACGAAUAUGUCAUUAUGAACGAUUAAAAUUCUUCUUUUAAAUACUAAAAUGAACUUUGAAAAACUUAACAUAUUCUAAUGAAAAUUAAAUAGUAUUUGGCAAAUAUAUCUCGAGUUGUAUUCAUCAAAUUGUUGAAAAAUUUUCCUUAUUUAAAAUAAUUUACACUGUUUAUUAGAUGCAUGUUUAUGAAUAAAUUUUGUUUACGAUUAUACUAGUGUGUUACAAAAUGAAAUUACUGUGAUUUUAGUCUGACAUCUUAAUUGUGUUCCUUUUUUUCUUUUGAGUAAAUAGAAAAAUAUAAGUGAAAUUACUAUUGAUAUUCGAUUAUCAAUAUUCACAAAUCAAGUAAGAGCAUGAAAGAACAUGGUCAAUCUUUUAGUAAACUUGAAUAAUUUUUAAAGAAUUUCACCGAAUAAAAAUACAAAUAUAUUUCCUCCCUCAGUAAAAGAAGUUUAGGACGGCUAAGUAGACUAGUUUAGAGAAAAUGUCAACAUGAUGUUUGUUUGUGCAUAAGUUGCUUACAGAUGGUGAAAAUUGAAUUUUUUCAUCUAAUAUUAUCAGAUGGUUGCAGAUAUAAUAAAAAUUAUUAUAACUUCGAAAAGUCCUUGCAUUUUGAGAGAGUUUGCUGAUAUAAAUUAAGCACAAUUUUCUGAAUUAGACACAACUAUUGAUACAAUUAACAAACUUUCUUUUAUUAAAAAAACUUUUCCUGUUUUGUUCUUGCUUCCCUUUUUUGACGCUCGAGUCCCGGAAAAAGAAGCAAGAACAAAACCAUAUACUAGCUAAGCGCGGGGCGGGGCGGCGGGGCGGGCGGGGGGG